Delphinapterus leucas (beluga whale) is the source of this 3945-nucleotide messenger RNA. The record is from RefSeq and is a predicted model, not a curated record. NCBI's taxonomy places the organism in Eukaryota, Metazoa, Chordata, Mammalia, Artiodactyla, Monodontidae.
GGAGCACAGAGUCAUAACCACUGCGCCACCAGGGAAGUCCCACGACAUGUACAUUCUAUCCUUCGUAUGCAUUGAUGGCAUGGGCUCCCUGUGUGUUUGGGUCCCCUUUUUCUGAAACCUCACUGCUGGUUGUACAGCUAAGAGUUGACACAGCAGGCCCAAGACUGAUAUUCUCAGAAAGGCCUGCUCACAAGAUUGGCCUUGGUGGGCUUCUGGGAAUUUGGAUUUUGAGACGGUUCCUGCCACCGUAACUAAUAAGAGUGGUAUGAGCUAGGCAGAGAGCACCCACGUGACCAGACCCCAGGAAGAACCCUAAGCCUCCAGUGAGCUUCCCUGGUAGAUACCACUUCACAUGUACCGUCACAAUUCCAUACUGGAGGAAUGAAGUCAUCCUGUGUGACUCCCCUGGGAGAGGACUGUUGGAAGCUUGCGCCUGGCUUCCUCUGGACUUCACCUCGUGCACCUCUUCCCUUUGACGAUUUUGCUUUGUAUUUUUGUGCUGUCGUAAAUCAUGGCCAUGGUUACAACUGUAUGCUGAGUCCUGUGAGUCCUAGAGAAUCACCAAAACUAGGAGUGGUCUUGGGGGUUCCAGACACACUAGUUUAUUUAUAAGUUUUCCUAACCCCUGAAACUGUCUACCACUGGGUCUUUUGGCAGAACUGAGCCGAGUCGCAGUGCUUGGUGAUUUGGUUUUGGGUGAUCGUUGCGGAGUGCAGGGGAUCACCAUGAUGUGGGUUCAAGGGCACUGGACCUAGUGUCAGAGCUGGGGGUUUGGGACCCAAUUCUGCGACCAUUGACCUCAGGCCAAUCCUUCCCCCUUCUGGGUGUCUGUCUAUUUACAAGAGAAGAGGAGUAGGUUUGAAGGCUCAGAGGGCCCUUCUUGGCUUAAGAAGUUUUGAAAUUUCACUUUUCUGCCAGCAGCUGGUAUUCUUCCCUAGUGGAAGGUUGGAGCUGGGGCAACGGUAAAGACUAAGUGUGAGUGUUUACUAGGCUUCAGCUUUUUAUUCUACUUUUCUGGUGAUAGCUUGGGAUCUUGGGAUAGGGGCAUAUCUGGAGGCUAGGGAUGACCAUCCCCGUUCUGGCUAUCAUUCCCACUUCUCAUCCUGAUUCCUGCUAAGAUACCUGUGAGGUGACUGGAAACCAUGUGUUAUGAGGAACUGAGCUUACCUAGCCUGGCAAAGCUAAGACAGUGAAAGGCAGAAGAUGGCUAAAGAGAUGGCAUGAGCCAUGUUUUUGCCAGGUCUCUGGGGAUAGGAAAAGGACCAAUGGAUAGAAACAGAUUUCGGUUGAGUAUAAAGAAGGACUUCCUUAUACCUAAGGCUGUCUAGCUUAAGUAUAAGGAUGGCGUAGUCUGGCUUGGAGGUAUUGAAGCCCCCUUAAUUCCCGCUGUUGAAGCUGAGAGUAGGGGACUGUUUGGCAGGGAUUCAAGCAUCAGAUAGGGUAUUAGACUAGGUGGCUCUGCUGGGCACUGGUCCGAGGGGAUGUGCUGUGACCCUCAGGGCUUCAGCCUAUCUUCCAAGGGUCCCUUCAUUGCUUCUAGUAUUUGACAAAACCCCAGGGACCUCAAGGAAGCCUGGCCUGGGAGAGGGUAGGGCUUUGGUCCCUAUGCCUGGUCCUGAGGCUGAGGGCAGAGGUAGCAGGGUGCUCCUGGCACUGGUUACUUCAGAGCCGGGCCCGGAAAAAUGGUGAAAUCUGGGAAGUGUGGUAUUCUAGGCCUCCACGCUAGGGCACACGGUAUGACUUGGUGAGUUUAUGUUGCUGUGUUUUUCCCUACCAGGGAGAUUUUUUUAUGCCCAGCCUUCUCAACCGUGGGGCAAAAGGCUUUGCUCCUUGUUAAAUGGAUUUUAGUGUUUGUCAGACGGGUGGGAAGGUGUGGGGAGAUACAUCUGGUCGUUACAGUGACCAUAUUUUCUGGAUAAAAAGUAUCAAGACACAUAGUUGUGACACAAGCGGACAAUGGCAAAAAAUACUUGAAAUAGGGGCUAUUCCGAAAAAUCCUAGGAUGCCAGGUUAUUAUACCUUGAUUGUUUAGCUGCAUGUAUUCUCUUGGAGUCCAACACUUGCUUUUUCCAUCAUGUCAGAGUCCCCGGAGCCAGCUGUGUCCAAUUGUAUGUACAUGUUCGUUCUCAGAGGCACUGGGCCAGUCCUGUCAUGGUUUUCUACAAAGCUUGAAUUGCCUGUCAUUUUCCCCUCCAUUUAAAAGACUUGAAAUAAACACUGAGAGGAAUGAGUCAUGAUGAGUGGGUUUGGUUUGGAUGUGACUUCUUGGGUGUGCCUGUCCCCGUGGACCUGGCCUGUUGCCCACAUGUCUUAAGGAUGGUGUAGUAGAAAGAGUGCUUCAUUGCAAACCGAGAAGCUGAGUUUUGUCCUGCUUUGCCGCUGACUCACUCUGCAGUUCUGGGCCAACCCCUUCUCUCCUCUGAGUUUCAUUAUCUUCUUAGGGGCUGUGAAAGGGCACAUCAAGAAUGUGUUUGGCUACAUGAAGCAGAAAAUGAAACCAACAGGGAUUCUUCUUUCUCACAUAACAAGAAGUCCUGAAGUCAGCGCCAGGGCUGGUGUGGUGGCUCCACGAUGAAGCAAUUUCUCUCUCUCUCCUUUGCAGUUCUUGACUUUGUCUUCAUACUGGGUGCCUCCUGGUUACAAGAAGGCUGCUCUGAUUCCUUGUCUGUCUUUGGACUGGAAGAAGAAGGAAAUGAGAGGGCAGUUUGACAGCUGUAUUCCCUGAACCAACAAUGCAAAAGUUUUCCCAGCUUAUAUCUUAGUUUGUGGUCACCCCUAGUUACAAGGGAAUAUGGGGGAAGCAAAUCAUUUUAGCUGACUGGGCUCACUGCCUCUCAGAACAAGCCUGGGAUUCUAUUCACAAGUGCUUCAGUUAUUUAUUGCCACCUAACAAACCAUCCCCAAACUUAGCGACAUAACGCAGCGCAUUCUUUCUUUUUAUUUUUUCCCCAAAGCCCCAAUCCUGAAGUCAUCAACAUUAACACAGUGCAUUCUUUCUCACAGUUGUGUGGCUUUGUGGGUUGGCUGGGCUUAACCGGGCAGUUCUUAUACCCAGUGGCACAGCUGAGGUCCUUCAUACAGCUGGGAGCUCCUUGGCAAGUUCCACGGUGGCUGGAAUGUCCAGGAUGGCCUCUCCUCCUCCAGGUUCUCUCUCCGGAGGCGUCUCACUAUCCCGCAGCCUAGCCCAAGUGCUUUGCAGCACGGUGGCUGGUUUCCAAGAGGGAGUGUUCAAGCCCCAGUACGCAAGUGUUGCUCAAGCCUCUGCUUGCAUCAUACUUGGCUGGUGUCCUGUUGGUCAAAGCAAGUCAUCCAGUCGAGCCCAGAGACAGUAUGGGAGGGGGCUACCCAAGAGCACGUACUCCAGCAGCCAGCAGUGCUGAUGUCGACCACAAGUUUGGCGGUGAAUGUCCUGCCGACCCCCUUCCGUGUGAAGAGCUGUGUGAUGGGGACGCAUCCUGUCCUCAGGGACAUAAGUGCUGCAGCACCGGCUGUGGCCGUGCCUGCCAUGGAGGCAUUAAGGGAGGGCGGGGUGGUGACUGUCCAAAACUUUUGGCGGGCCUGUGCAUUGUCAGCUGCAUGGUGGAUGAGAACUGCCCAGCUGGGGAAAAGUGCUGCAAGUCAGGCUGUGGCCGUUUCUGUGUCCCACCAAUCCUGCCAGCCCAGCUGGCCCUGAACCCCAACCGGACCAUCAGGUCUAAUUUUGAAUUAGAGAGCCCGGUGCCCUAGCUGUCCUGAUGUGUCCUGAGUUUCUCUGGUGACUCCAGGGGGCUUGUCCUGGUAGCCAGGAGAGGAUGAUGUCCUGGGGCUUGUGACACCCCCAGGGACUGUCAUUGCCCUCUCUGCUCUGUUUCUGUUCUUGCUGCUGCCCUGAGCGUAGGAAACCCAGCCCUGGGCUUGGGCAGUGGGUGUGUGGUGCUUCUUUUCCCCAAUAAAGGCUGAUGCUGA